Molecule: messenger RNA, 1356 nt
Organism: Malurus melanocephalus (red-backed fairy wren)
Lineage: Eukaryota; Metazoa; Chordata; Aves; Passeriformes; Maluridae
Gene: TAFA3
Product: TAFA chemokine like family member 3
Exons: 6
Coding region: 336-740 (134 amino acids)
Molecular function (GO): receptor ligand activity
Source: RefSeq, a predicted model, not a curated record
UGCCAGCCCAGGAUCCCGGUGCCGGUGCCGGGCAGCGGCAGCAGCAGGCGGCGCUGCGCCCUUUCCCCGGUACCGGGCCCGCCGGGCUCCGCUCGGCUCCGCGCCCGCCGCCCCCGCCCAGCCCUCGCUGCCGCCCGGCGAUGCCCGCGGCCCCCGGCGGAGGCGGCGYUGACCCGGAGGAGCGGAGCGAGCGGCUCCCGGCCAUGGGCAGCGUCGGCCCCCGCUCGCACCGAGGCCACCGUCAGAUGCGCUGAUGUCUGCUCCUUGCAGAGCCCUGACCCUCCUGAGCCUUGCAGAUCCCUGCACACGUGUGAGGGUGGAUCCCCAGUCAAAGAAUGAGUGAGAGAGAUACACAGAGCCUGAGCAAAUGGAUUUUGGUGCUCAGCCUGUGCCUGACCACGCUGUGGGGACGACUGACCCUGGCCUCCACACAUCACCACAGAAGCCAUUCAGUGCACGUAGAGCCUGGCACCUGCGAGGUCAUCGCAGCUCACCGGUGCUGCAACAAGAACAAGAUUGAGGAGCGCUCCCAGACAGUGAAAUGCUCCUGCUUGCCAGGGCAGGUGGCAGGGACAACACGGGCAGCUCCCUCCUGCGUGGACGCCUCCAUCGUGCUGCAGAAAUGGUGGUGCCAGAUGGAACCUUGUCUCGAUGGGGAGGAAUGCAAAGUGCUGCCUGACCUUUCUGGAUGGAGCUGCAGCAGUGGCAACAAAGUGAAGACGACCAAGGUCACUCGAUAGCCUCGGAGCAGUGCAGCCCUGGCUGAGCCUUGGCGUGGCUCAAAGUUCGAUGUGGCCCAGAGCCAGCAGAGAUGGGACGCUCCAGAGCUGCAUGGGAUGCUGUCCUGCAGCCCAGCAGGACUGGGACAGGUACUGGGUCAGAGCAUCCACUGAGCUCCAGCUUCCCCAGAGGCUGCAGCAGGGACCCCAGUGCAGCUGCAGACYCCUGUCCCUCCACAGUUUCAUCCUUUUCUGUGGUCACGUUCACCAAAAAACGGGCUCCUACUCCAAUCCUCCAACCGUGUAAGAGCUGCUGACCACAGAGACAGACAUGCAGCAGGCCCCCAAAACGGGCUUUAAUCUGAGUAUCUGAAAUCAUUGCUGCAAGUCCCCUUUCCUUAUCUCCCAAGAUGCUGAAUCCAAGUUGCUGUCAGGAAUUGGGACRUCAAUGGUUUUGUGAAACCCUUGGGAUGGGCUCUUGGCUCCAGGGGUUYCUAGGAGCAGCCACUGAGCUCCAGCCUGAUCCUGAGUCACUGGCUCCCACAUGGAACUCGUUAUUGAGAUGUUUUUGUAAUGGGGUAUGUGCUACCCUCUCCAGAUGUAAAUAACAGACUGUGAAAUAAUAAAUUCAUUUUAA